AUGAAAUUGGAAGACUUCUUUUGGAGUGUAUUGUUUUUAUGCAUUUUAACAUUAGUUUUCGGAAAGGAGCAAUGCAGCUUAAAUUUUACAGCAGAUCCUCUAUACAUUUUCUUUGGGGAGAAGAUUAAUCUCUCUUGCACGCUUCUUAGUUCAAGAGCACAUCUCAAUUCUUCAGAAAAUAUCAUCUCUAUAAAAAGACACAAUUUGAACAUUUCAAGCAAUAUACACAAUAAUGACCCAUUAACUGCACGAGGUCAUGAUGUUGUGUCUGUAAAUAUGAUUCCUGAACAAGCAGGAUAUUUGGCGUAUGUUUGUACCUCUCCAAUCUGUGAAGGAAAGAAAGGCAAACAGUUUCUCACCAUAGAGCAUCGCCCGCAGAAGGUAGUAAAUGGUUCCUGUCUGGUUUUCAACUGGCAAAACAUGACUUGCGUUUGGGACUUGGGAGUGGUCUACAGACAUUCUGAUAACUCGGACAUGAGCAUCACGGCCCAGUACAACACCACAGUGGAAGACUUUACUCAUCUAGACUACGAUGUAUCUUUGCAUUGGAGCGUGUAUACGCACUUGUCUCCUUGCAAAAAUGUUAAAAUCGAAGGAAAGUGCUUAUCUUGCACGAUAAUGGAAAAUGACGGUAGAGACAGCUACAAGCGUGGGGCAUACGUGUUUGUUGUCAAUAUUACCAACAACAGGCGACCGGAAACCAGUGUUUCGUCUCAUUUCUACUUCAAUACAGACGAAUUAGUGCAGCCAGCAAAAGUUGAAAACAUCAGGACAGAGGUCAAUAAAACAGGCAUGAUGAUAUCAUGGAGCCAUUCUAAACCGUAUAUGUCGCUCCGCUUUAAGAUUGAAUACAGAUCCGAAUGGGAAAGCGCAUGGAAGGAGGAAAUCUACACCAGAGAAAUCGACGACUUUACCGACUUGACAGAGAUAUCGAGGAGGAUGAGCACAAACCUGGUAAACCUGAUCCCGUACACAACAUACAAAAUACGAAUAUCUUGUAUACCAAUUGUACAGGGUGAAGUCAAGGGGUUUUGGUCCGAGGUUACCACGAUUAAGGCAAAGACACUUGAGGAUGUCCCAUCAGCAGUUCCCAGGGUCCAGCCAUCAUUUUUCAGUUGUUUGAAUGUGACAUGUGAUAAAGUCGAAAUUUACUGGAAGCCUAUCGAGCAGAAGGACAUAAGAUGCGCUGUAAUGCAGUACAAGAUUGAAUCAAUGUCUCCAAAAUCUCCUCAUCACAAACCAGUUUACGCAAACCAAAAUUCAGUUUCAGCAAAGAUGCCAAUUAGUACAAAUGUUACAAAUAAUAUUAGCAUCAUACCUUUUAAUGGAAAAACCAACCAAUUUCCAGAUCUGGAACCGUCUGUUCUAGUUAUUCCACCAAAAUCACAAUGGCCAAAAUCGCCUGUGCAUACUGAAGCACUGAGUAAUAGUAUAACUUCGAGGCACGUCACCCUGAGUUGGAGUUUUCCAGCUCAUUUCAAAAACAUUCCUUUCAAUGGAGACUUCACUGUCGUUUGGUGCAAAAAGAGUAACGAAGGAAAAUGCCAGGGAGAACUUAAUUGGUUAACCACAGUUUCGAACACGUCCCAUCACCUCGAGGUAUCGGAGGGUACAACGGUUGAUGAUUACAUGUAUGGAAUAGCUGCUAAUGGAUAUUUUGGGGGAUUGAGAAGUAGUAGUGGUAUAGCCUGGGUAGAGUGCGUUCACUUCACAAAUAAAACUCUAUCAGAAAAGCUGAAUGUGAAAUUUGUAUUAGAUGAUAUUGAUCAAAACGCAAUGAAGAUUGUGUGGUAUCGAUACAACUGUAAACAGUUCAGAGGUCACGUGACGCAGUAUAGAAUAAAGUAUUGUGAAUUUAGGAGCUGUGAAGAAACUUCAACAUUUGCGAACGUUAGUAGAUAUGUAAGUAAUUAUACAUUAAGGGGUCUGUCUCCCACCAAAUACAGCGUUUGGGUAUCCGCUGUUUCCGAUGCAGGACCUGGGCCCAGCAGUGAGGUGGAGUUUCUAGUCUUUGGAGAGCAAACAUAUUCCAAUCAUAAUGAGAGAGUAAACAUUGCCAAAAUGAUUAUAAUUAUGUGUGGAGUGUUGGGAGGAGUUACAUUGUUGGUGCUUUUAUCAUACUGCUCUUGGAGACAUUGUAGGAAUUUAGAAGAAACGGAAAUUAUAUUACCUGAUAUUAAAAAAAAUGAGGAAUAUGACAAGACCAAAAGCUCCGCGUCAACGAGUGGAAGGGGGAGUUCUACCGAGUCUAGUCUUCCAGCCAUGCGUAUGAAUAGUGUUAGUUCCGGCGGAACCUACGAUUCUGGAUGCGGGCAGGUGGGAAAUUUCGACGACGAGAAAACUUACAAAACUGAUUAUAUACCGCUGCAGAUUCAGAGUUCAUGCAUUCAUGAUUCCGUCCGGGACAAGUACUAUGAUCCAGUAGAAUUUCAGAAUGGUGGAAACACAUUGUACCCAAGUCAAGCUAUUAGAAGUUUUUCGGAGAGAAGUCGAUUACUCGGUCAAAAAGAAGGUCCCAUUUCCGAGGAAAGUGCUUACAUUUCAGAUAUGAGCUCAAAAAACAAGAGUUCACAACCUUCUGUGUCUUCUGAAGAACUUCGGCCUUUAGUGACGCAAGCAGACGAUAACGCACACGAAUCAGACGAGAGUUCUGGUGAUAGAUUACAGUAUAGUACGGAAGACAUCAGUUGUGUACUGGACAAUUGUGAAAGUGAGAAUGAAAACCCUUUAGAAACGGGUACUAGCAGUUAUAGCGGAUCUCUGCCUGAAUAUUUGCCGCCACAUUCCAAUACAAAUAUUAAUCCAAAUAGAAAGAGUCCAUCACCUAUUACUUCAAGUACAAUUUGUGAAAUUGAAGGAUAUGUCUUACAUGAAUCAGUUUCUGCAAAAUGAUUGAUAAUGUUUUACUUA
Saccostrea echinata is the source of this 2910-nucleotide messenger RNA. RefSeq lists its product as uncharacterized. The transcript is spliced from 16 exons. Gene Ontology annotation, molecular function: protein binding. Lineage: Eukaryota; Metazoa; Mollusca; Bivalvia; Ostreida; Ostreidae. The record is from RefSeq and is a predicted model, not a curated record. Bases 1 to 2892 code for a protein of 963 amino acids.